AUGAAUACAAAUAGUUUACGAUUAGAUUUGGAGAAAUUUAUCAAUUGGUUUGACAGUCAAUACAAUUACAUUCAUUUUAAUCAUCAAAGCGAUGACCAAUUGGAGACCAAUCAAUGCAAACACCAUUUAAGUGAUAAUCUGAAAGACUUUGAGACAACUAAAAGACAGAAGAAAAACAAAGCUGUGGUCAAUAUUAACCACUUUAGGAUACAAUUGCAAUCAUUUUUGAAACUGUUGUCUCAAUUCAAGAAUUUGUUAAAUGAAUUAAACACUUGUAUUGAUUGUGAAGACGACAAUAAAUGGUUAUCAUUAGUGAAUGAACUGAACCAACAAAAGAUAGUAAUAAGUGACCAAUUGGUGACAAUUAAUCAAAUGAUUCCCAAUGUUAAGUAUAAAAUUAAUAAAAACCGAAGAAAAAGACAGCGAAAGUCAAAGGAAAAAGAGAUACUGAAAAAUAUGAAAAUUGAUAUAAAUAUUAAUAGGAAUCAAAUUAUUGGUGAAUGGAUCCAAUCGUUGAACAAUUCAAACGAGAAGUCAGAUGAUUACGAAAAUGACUUAAAAAGAGAGGCAAACAAAGCCUUAAAUGAUGUGAAAAACAAAAUAAUGUCAACAAAAAAAUAUUUAAAAAGAGUGAAUGCUUUAGAAAGACUAAGAAAUGCACUGAAGAAUAGAUAUCAACAACAAAGUGGUAAAGAAAUGACUCCUCAAAGUGAAGAACUAUUUAUUAAAGAAAUGAAUCGAUUAAAACAUUUAUUAAAAGAUAGACUUGAAAUGUAUCGAAAAGAAGAUCGAAGAAUAAAAUCAAUGGUUGAACAACAAGAAUGUGUUGAACAACAAAAAGAUAAUAAAAGUUUGUCUAAAAGUGAACUUUAUUUAUAUGAAUGUCUAUUUGGCAACCAAUCUAUACAUGACUUGAAAAGUGGAUCUCAAAGCUUACAGAAUAUGAUUAAUAUAAGGAAUCGUUGGGACAAUUAUAUUGAUAUACAAUCGGGAACUCAUAUACCCAUACAUUGGGUAAUACCUAAUUGCAGUUCAAAUGAUGAUUGGAUUAAAUAUCAAAUUCAUUAA
Molecule: messenger RNA, 1068 nt
Organism: Oppia nitens
Lineage: Eukaryota; Metazoa; Arthropoda; Arachnida; Sarcoptiformes; Oppiidae
Product: programmed cell death protein 7-like
Exons: 1
Coding region: 1-1068 (355 amino acids)
Source: RefSeq, a predicted model, not a curated record